CAAAAAGCCGGUUCAAAGACGCACGAAAAUGAAAGUCACGUUUCCAACUUCAACUACCCCAAGUACGAGUUCACUGAGUGUUAUUCUCAACUCUAAACUACCGUUCAAACAUUGCACUGUGACAAAACCAGACACUCCUUUUGUUGUUGAUGCGCCAUGGAACAUAAACUAUCAACAACAAGUGAUCAAGGAGAGGGACAACCUAUAAGAUGUAAAGCUGCGGUUGCAAGAAAAGCAGGUGAAGCAUUGGUUAUAGAAGAAAUCAUGGUGGCCCCACCAAUGCCUCGUGAGGUUCGGAUUCGUAUUCUAUGUACAUCUCUCUGCCACAGUGAUAUCACUCUCUGGAAGAUGCAGGAACCUCCUGGUUGUUUUCCAAGAAUUCUAGGUCAUGAGGCAGUUGGGGUUGUGGAAAGUGUAGGGAAGGAUGUAACUGAAGUUACAAAAGGAGAUGUGGUUAUUCCAAUUUUCCUACCUGAUUGUGGGGAGUGUUUAGAUUGCAAAUCAACCAAGAGCAAUCUUUGUACUGAUUUCCCAUUCAAAAUUUCUCCUUGGAUGCCAAGACACGAGAGCACUAGAUUCACUGACCUAAAUGGAGAGAUCAUAUACCAUUUCAUGUUUGUUUCAAGUUUCAGUGAGUACACUGUGGUUGACAUUGCCAAUGUAACAAAGAUUGAUCCAGAAAUCCCUCCUGACAGGGCAUGUCUUCUCAGUUGUGGUGUAUCAACAGGGGUAGGUGCUGCUUGGAGAACAGCAGGGGUGGAGCCAGGGUCUACAGUGGCUAUUUUUGGGCUGGGAUCUGUUGGAUUAGCAGUUGCAGAGGGAGCUAGACUGUGUGGAGCAACUAGGAUUAUUGGUGUGGAUGUUAUCCCUGAAAAAUUUGAAAUUGCAACCCUCAUGUUACAAAGCUCUUCCGUAGAAAGAGGAAAGAAAUUUGGACUCACAGACUUUAUCCAUGCUCUGGAAUGUGGGAACAAACCUGUGAGCCAGGUGAUCAUAGAGAUGACCAACGGGGGAGCAGAUUAUUGCUUUGAGUGUGUUGGUACGGCAUCAUUGGUGCAUGAAGCAUAUGCUUCUUGUAGAAAGGGUUGGGGAAAAACAAUUGUUGUAGGAGUGGAUAAGCCAGGAGCUAAGUUGAGCCUAAGUUCUAGUGAAGUCCUUCAUGAUGGGAAGAGCCUCACGGGAUCCUUAUACGGAGGACUCAAACCCAAAUCUCAUGUUCCCAUUCUGCUUAAACGUUACAUGGACAAGGAACUGCAGUUGGAUAAAUUUGUGACUCAUGAGGUGGAGUUUAAGGACAUCAAUAAAGCUUUUGAUUUAUUGAACAAUGGACAAUGUCUUCGAUGUGUGAUUUGGAUGGACAAAUGAGUUUGUUCUUAUGUAUCCUAGUCCUUGAAUCAUGUUAUGCAACAAUCAAAACAUUGUACAGUACUGUUUUCUUUUGUAUUUUAUUAAAACGUCUAAUAAAUCAGUCAUGCUAUUCUAUUGCACUGCAAA
Messenger RNA from Cicer arietinum (chickpea), 1494 nucleotides. RefSeq names its product alcohol dehydrogenase-like 7. NCBI's taxonomy places the organism in Eukaryota, Viridiplantae, Streptophyta, Magnoliopsida, Fabales, Fabaceae. Gene Ontology annotation, molecular function: alcohol dehydrogenase (NAD+) activity; zinc ion binding; S-(hydroxymethyl)glutathione dehydrogenase [NAD(P)+] activity. Gene Ontology annotation, biological process: formaldehyde catabolic process. The record is from RefSeq and is a predicted model, not a curated record. Gene Ontology annotation, cellular component: cytosol.